CUGGUAGCCAUCUUGGAUGUGCGAAGUGAUUGUUUGACGAGAAGAAUUGACAUUUUUUUUAUUUUAGAAAAGAAGCUUUUAUAUUGAAGCGCUGAAGAUUUACCGCAGUGUGGCGACUGAGGAAAUCAAUCUAAACUUGGAACAAUCCAGUGAAAGAAGGCAUGAAGACAUCAUCUUAGUCAUCAGUCAUGGCCGAUAAAAGGAAACUUCAAGGUGAAAUAGAUCGAUGUCUGAAAAAAGUAGCGGAAGGAGUGGAGCAGUUUGAAGACAUCUGGCAAAAGCUUCACAACGCAGCCAAUGCGAACCAGAAGGAGAAAUAUGAAGCAGACCUCAAGAAAGAGAUUAAAAAGCUACAGCGUCUUCGAGACCAGAUCAAGACGUGGGUGGCAUCCAACGAGAUCAAAGACAAAAGGCAGCUAGUAGAGAACCGCAAACUCAUAGAGACGCAAAUGGAGCGGUUCAAGAUAGUGGAAAGAGAAACCAAGACAAAAGCAUACUCGAAAGAAGGGCUCGGCCUCGCCCAGAAAGUGGACCCCGCCCAGAGGGAGAAGGAGGAGGUCGGCACAUGGCUAACGAACACGAUAGACACGUUGAACAUGCAGGUGGAUCAGUUUGAGAGCGAAGUGGAGUCUCUGUCAGUCCAGACGAGGAAAAAGAAAGGAGACAAGGAGAAGCAGGACCGGAUCGAGGAGCUGAAGAAGUACAUUGAGAAGCAUCGGUACCACAUCCGGAUGUUGGAGACGAUACUGAGGAUGCUAGACAACGACUCUAUACAGGUUGAAGCCAUCAGGAAGAUAAAGGAUGAUGUGGAGUAUUAUCUAGACUCAUCGCAAGAUCCAGAUUUUGAGGAGAAUGAGUUCCUAUACGACGACCUAGACCUGGACGAAAUUCCUCCGUCGCUGGUCGCCACCUCCCCACCGGGACACUCGCACUUGGAGGACGAGAUCUUCCAGAACUCCAGCAGCACACCUACUUCCACCACCUCAUCCUCACCCAUCCCCCCGUCACCUGCCACUUGCACUACAGAGAACUCAGAAGAUGACAAAAAGAGGGGACGUUCAACAGACAGUGAAGUUAGUCAGUCACCCGUGAAGAAUGGGAACCCCUCCUCUUCGUUAUCCUCUUCUUCCUCUUCCUCCUCUUCUUCUUCUUCAUCUUGUUCUUCUUCUUCCGUCUCGGGACUGACCUCAUCCUCAAUAAUCUCCAUGGUGACCAUCGCUGGAGGAGGAAGCAGUGGCUCUGGGGGCAACAGUCAUCACAGCAGCUUAGGGGGUCUCCUCUCCAACACUUCGGCUGGCAGCUACAGCAACGCCACCCAGCAGCAGCCGCACCCCUCAGCACAGCAGCAGGCCAAAAACUCAGUGAACUCCUCCUCCUCAGCGCCCAUCUCCAACUCCACGACCUCCACCAACAGCCACAGGGCCUCCUUGGCGUCUUCUCCGCCCAAUGCCAGCACACAAGGGCUGCUAGCUUCAAACUCCCAGCCCCAGGCACCGUCGGGACCCACUUCGACCUCCAACAGCCUUGGCCUUAGCCUGGGGCUCUCUCUGGGGAAAGGCGGCUCCAUCACCACCACCCCGAUGGCAGGGGGCCUCGGCUUGUCAGGGAUGCCGGCAUCCCUGAGCACCAUGGCAGGCCUUCUGUCCAGCUCCACCCCAGCACCCUACGCUCAGGCGGCCGCCUCAGGCACAGGCAGCUCAGGCUUACCAGGCUCUCUCGGAGGAGUCAGCACCACAACGACCAACAGCUCUGUGGGCGCCAUCGGCAGCAGUAUCACAGUCGGCGGGCCGACGUCCUCAACGGGAGGCCUGCUCGGCGCAGCGCCAGGGAUGGGGUCUGGGAUUCUGGGUUUGGGCUCUGGUCAGUCAGGGUUGCAGGGGUCUUCCCUGGUGUCACCAAGCCCUGUAGGAAGUUUAGCUCCAGGGAGCGGAGUAGGAGUCAUCGGGAGCAACGGAGGCAGUUCGGGAUCAGCAGUGAGCGGAGUCGUGGGAGGAAACUCUUCACUCUCUGUUCGACCACCAAGCCAACAGAAGCAGAACGGUAGCACCAGCUUUCCAGGUUACAGUGCUGUGGUAGCAGACAGCACAACAGACUCCGCCCUCAACAGUGCCACCCAAUCACAAAGCAGCCAACCCUCAUCUUUGACCUCCACAGCCAAUCAGCCUAAGGUCACGGGUCCCAGUUUACUGGGCUCCAUUAGUUUGUCAUCCAGCUCCCCAUCGCCGGCCUCCUACAGCGAGGCUAAAACGGUGAGCGGGGGCAGCCUGCUGAACGGGCCGCUGUCCUACUCACAGUCAUCGGACGGUAUCAAGGCAGGUAACACACACUCACGUACAGAGAAUCUGUUUCCCAUGAGUCUCCUUGUCUGUGCUCAUCAGCCCCCAGAGCCUCUAAGCAGCCUCAAGUCCAUGGCUGAGCGAGCUGCACUCAGCUCAGGGAUUGAGGGAGAUGUGUCCUCCCUGCACCUUACCCCAGACAUCUUCCCCAGCAGCACUACGGCUGCUUCGGGUCCCCCAUCAGCUCCUCAGUCCUCGCUGUCAGAGGUCAGCAUCCCCCCUUCGUUGGGGGUCUGUCCACUGGGGCCAGUUCCCCUGUCCAAAGACCAGCUCUACCAACAGGCCAUGCAGGAGACGGUGUGGACGCACAUGCCCCACCCGUCCGACUCCGAGAGAAUCAGGCAGUACCUGAUGAGGAACCCCUGCCUCACCUUGCCUUUCCACCACCAGGUGCCACCACCCCACUCCGACACUGUAGAGUUUUACCAGAGGCUUUCCACGGAAACCCUCUUCUUCAUCUUUUACUACCUGGAGGGCACUAAGGCCCAGUAUCUGGCAGCCAAAGCCCUGAAGAAGCAGUCAUGGAGGUUCCACACAAAGUACAUGAUGUGGUUUCAGAGGCACGAAGAACCCAAGACCAUAACUGAUGAGUUUGAGCAGGGAACAUACAUUUACUUCGACUAUGAGAAGUGGGGCCAGCGGAAGAAGGAGGGCUUCACGUUUGAGUACCGGUACCUAGAAGAUCGAGACCUCCAGUGACCUGCACUGACAGACAAAAGAACGGACAGCUCUGAAAGCAAGAGAGGGACAGAGAAAUGAACGCCGAAGAAGGAUGAUCCACCUGCUGACAUUCCUGGAUUUGACCUCAGAUUUCUGGGGGGGAAGGAGACAAGAGGGCCAGAGUGGGGGCCCUCCGACCCCGCCUUACCAUCCUCACUCUGGCAGCGACAACACCUCCCACCCUGUCAUCUCUUACCUCCUCUUCUUCCUCUUUAUCCCUCCAUCAUCAUACCUUUAUUUGAAUCCUUUAUCGACCUGCACAACCAGACACAAAAUCACACACGGUGCCCAGACUAUCAGUUUUUCCACCCAGUUACGUUGGCUUUAAAACUUAUUUCAGCCCUUUGAGGACCAAAGAGAAUUGGUUAAUCCCACCUACAGAACAGGCUCACCCCCCCUUUCAGAAACAUAAUCAUGAAAAGCUACGUCUGUGCUGGAGCAGCUCUCUGACUUCUGGCAUGCAGUGACGCAGAAAGGCAGCAAUCAGAUCAAGAAUCAGACCAAGAAUGUGAAUCUAGUUUUUCUAAUUAAAUGAGAUGAACGAGGAGAUGCAAACUGACUCAGGAUCAGCCAGCUGUUUUCUUUUUUUUCUUUGCUUUAUGAACUUAACAACGUGCAGCUUCCCAUAACCUGGAAACAUGCAGUUCUGCCUCCUUUUUUCCAGUUUUCUGCACCAGUGAUUUGAACAUGCAUACAGCAGUUUAUCUGCAUUAUAUAACAGGGAAAAUACCAGUGGGAGAUUAAAUUAAACCACAGGUAGCAAAGCAGCAAAACACACAUUGGUUGGUCUGAUCUGACUUGCACGUCCUGCAUAAUCAAGAGCUACAGAGCAUAAAUUUAUGUGAAAAUGUUCACUCAGGCCUUUUUUUGUUUUGUUUUUUUUGGGGGGGGCUGCUGCCUCCAUCUCAGCUUAAAAUAAACCACCCAAACGUUUGUUGUAGGUGGCACCGCAGGCCUCGGUCGCACUUAACUGUCUUUCAGAGGUCCUGUUUUGUUGUAGUGAAGCUUUUUUUAUUUUUUUAUGAAUCAGAUAUCUAAAAAAAAGCCUGCCUGCUCCCAUCGAGCUGUGGUGCAGGAAUGUGACUAACAGCUCGAUGAGGUGUUGGUAGUGACUCGUCUUCUACCUGGGCAGCAUUAUGUCACCAUUUUCACAGUUCUUUCUUUCUGUUUGACAAGUUUAUCCUCAAAUAAGUCAGAUUAAUUGUUUCCUGUUGCACGCCGUUUAAAAUGAAGAGACGCACGUCACCAUAAACUUUAGAGUCAGGUUAGGAGUAUCAACUGAUCCUGAAACACACAAGGCCGCAGGAGUGAGGAUUGUGGGUGUUGGAUGCUGCCAUCAGCUGGAUGGACAGUUUGCGAGUCCUUCCUCCUCCUCCUCCUCCUCCUCUUCUGUGCCGAAGAGCACAACACCAGCACUGCUGCCCACUCCUCCUCUGUCCUCCAGCUCCACGUUUACACACUGAAGGAUUCAACUGGGUUCACAAUAAAAACACACACACUUCCCAAGUGUUUUUUUCUUCUUUAAUUUUUUUUCCCUUCCACACAUGAAUCCUGAACAGCAGCUUAUUUUAUCUUCAUUUACUCCUCUUCCUCUCCUCUCAGCCACACACCUCGUCUUAUCUUCACGCCAGGUAGAUAUUUCCUUUAUUUCUCAGGAAGUGUAGAUCGACCAUUUUACGAGGAAAUGUAUCCGCCAGCAGCUCCUGUUGCCACAGCACAACAAGCGAGUAAUCUUUAAAGAAAAAAGUUUUUUAUUUCGAUCUCAUUAAGGAACCGUUGGCCCGGCGGCUGUCUUUUUCAUUUCACCUGAAGCAUUUCUUUUUUUUUUUUUUUUUUUUUUCCCCUCCAAAUACAAAUAUCCUCCAAUGUUUGGAGCAGCACCCAGAAAAGACCAUCUUUAUAUUUUGUAUUUGUUUUGGUAGAUAUGUAUAUUUUUUGUUUUCAGAACCAGGGGGAUCAUUUAAAAAAAAAAAGAGGAGAACGAGGACCCCUGUUCUUUCUAAAGAUCACUUACUUCUCUACAAAAGUGUUUUUAUAGCCAAAACCCAGAGACGUACACACAAACUCUACACUCUUCCACUUGACUGACAGUCCUGCAUUUAACUUUUUUUGUGUUUACUUAUUUUUGACAAGUGGACGGGAAGGAGAGGUUGAGUCCAAAUGUGAAUCUCUCUCUCUGUCCCAUGUCAGAAGUGUUGUAUAGACUCAUUCAAACCUCUCCUUUUUUUUUCUCUCCUGUUUGUUGUCGUCAGACAGCAUGGAAUACUGACACUUGCAAAGUGGCGCUGAAAAAGUAAAUAAUGACAUAACCAUGCAUAAAGGAUUGUAAAAUAUUAAUAAAAGAAUUACUUUUCAGAAA
Messenger RNA from Melanotaenia boesemani (Boeseman's rainbowfish), 5415 nucleotides. RefSeq names its product CCR4-NOT transcription complex subunit 3-like. The transcript has 19 exons. Gene Ontology annotation, biological process: regulation of DNA-templated transcription; nuclear-transcribed mRNA poly(A) tail shortening; regulation of stem cell population maintenance. Lineage: Eukaryota; Metazoa; Chordata; Actinopteri; Atheriniformes; Melanotaeniidae. Gene Ontology annotation, cellular component: nucleus; P-body; CCR4-NOT core complex. The coding region runs from base 189 to 3035 and encodes 948 amino acids. The record is from RefSeq and is a predicted model, not a curated record.